Meloidogyne enterolobii is the source of this 5431-nucleotide messenger RNA. Lineage: Eukaryota; Metazoa; Nematoda; Chromadorea; Rhabditida; Meloidogynidae. The record is from the annotation of a GenBank genome assembly.
AUGACUGAUAACACUGAAGCAAAUUAUGAAGAUAGAACAACUAUAAAAUCUGUAGCAACAACUAAAGAAACAGAUAAUGAAGAAGAAAUUUAUUCAAGAACUACUAUGGCUAAUGUUUCGCCUAAUUCUGUGAUAGACGUUGAAUCAACUCCAGGUUUAAAGCCUGAGACAGCUUCUAAAGCAAAUUUUUCACCCGUUGAAACAACAUCUUUAGCAAAUAUUGAAGCAACGUCAAACAAUGAAGCAAAAUCUGUAUCAAAUAUUGAAACGUCCCCUGAAGCAGGUGUUGAAGCAAAGACUGUAUCAAGUAUUGAAGAAUCCUCUAAAGCUAAUAUUGAAGCAAAACCUGUAGCAGGUAUUCAAGCAUCUUCUGGAUCAGGUAUUGAAGCAUCCUCUAAAGGAAGCAUUGAAGCAUCUUCUGAAGCGAAUAUUGAAGCAAAAACUGUAGCAAGUAGUGAAGCAUCCUCUAAAGGAAGUAUUGAAGCAACUUCGAUAAAGUCUGAAGUCAAAGAUACUAAAACAAGUCUGAAAGGAAAUUCUUUAUCAUCUAAUACGGCUACACCUUUAUCAAAUAUUGAAGCUUCUCUAUCAGCUACAGACAAAAUACGAUCAACUUCGUUGACUUCAAAAUUUGAAUCAAACUCUAUUUCAACCGUCAAAUCAAGUUCUUCAAAUUUUGAAACAACUGUGCCUUCUGCUACUAAUUCCCGUUUGAAUUCUAAUAAAUUGAAUACCGAAACAACUUCCGAAUCUGAAGCAAAAAUUAAGUCUUCCGAAUUUGAAGCAACAACAAAGUUUCCCUUCGAAGCUGAAGCAACAACUAGGUUUCCCUUCGAGGCUGAAGCAAGAAGGAAGUUUCCCUCCGAAGCUGAAGCAGAAAUGAAGUCUUCCAAAUCUAAGGUAUCAACAAAGUCUCUCUUCACAUCUUCAACAUCAGAAGCCGAAUCACCUUCUAAAACAGGCUCUUUAGUGAAUUUUUCUACUGAAGCAACUUUUGUAGCAAAUAACACAAAACCUGAAGCUUUAACAAUAAUAUCAACAAGUUUUACGCCUCACAUUUCAUCAUUAAACACUAGAAGAAAUUUUGAAACAAAUUUUGCUUCAAAUAACACUUUUUCUUAUACUGAGGCUAGUCAAAUAAACAAUUCUGAAACAAUUUCUGCUACAACUUUAUUUCCCCCUACUGAAGCAACAGAACCUCUAAUAAAUGUUUCUGAAGCAAAUGCUUAUAUUAAUAAUGAAUCAACUUCUAAAACAAAAACUGAAGCAGAUUCUUCAAUCAUUUUAGUAGACUCUGCUUCAUCUUUUAAUGAAGCAACUUCAAUACCGAAAACUGAAGCAGGCUCAACUAUAACUAAUCUAGCAAGUUCUGCUUCAUCUUUUAAUGAAGCAACAUCUAUAAAACCAACUUUAAGUACAACUGAAGAAAAUUCUAUAAAAAAUAUUACCGACACUUCAAAUAGAACAUCGUUCAAAUUAUUAAAUGUUUCUGAAGCUUCAACAAUGCUUCCAUUCGAAACUGAAAUAAAAUUGAGGUUUAAAUCUGGAGCAAGAACAAAGUUUUUCUCCAAAUCUGAAGCAACAACAAAAUUCACUUCCGAAUCUGAAGCAAGGAAGAAGGUUACCCCUAAAUUUGAAACUAGAAUGAAAUCCUCUAAAUCAUCAACUGUAUCUGUAUCAACAAUCGAAUCUGUAGCGCCAACAAAGUUUCCUUCCGAAUCUGAAGCAAAAAUGAAGUCUCCUUUCGAACCGGAAGCAAAGAAGAAGGUUCCUUUCACAUCCGAAACAAAAAAGAAGUUUUUUAAAUCUUCAACCGAAUCUGCAUCAACUACCGAAUCUGUAGCACCAACACACUUUCCUUCAGAACCUGAAACAAAAAUGAAGCCUGCUUCCAGAUUUGAAGCAUCAACCAAGUCUCCUUCCGAAGUUGAAGCAUUAACAAAGUCUCCUUCCAAAGCUGAAGCAAAAGUGAAAACAACCGAAUCUGAAGCAAAAAUGAACUCUCCUUCUGAAUCUGAAACAUCAACAUCCGAACCUCAAGCUUCAACUUCUUUCAAGUUUGAAGCAAUAACAAAGUUUCCCUUCGAAGCUGAAGCAUCAGCAAAGUCUUCUACCAAACCUUUGGCAUCAACUAACAUUUUUAAAAAUAUUGAAGUAAACUCAUCUAAAGCAACAAGAAGACCAGGUACUAGAAGCAAAGAAAUUUCUUUUGAAAAUUUUUUAAAUAAAAUUGGUGAAAGAAAAUUUUCAACAAAAAAGCCAAAAUUAAGUUCAGAAAAUUAUAAAAUAAAUUUGUUGAAUACUACCCCUUUUGAAGCAAUUACAGAAGGAAAUAUUAAUAUUUUUAAGCCUACUAAUAAGUAUGAAACAAAUUCAAUAAAUAAUGAAGCAGCUUCAACAAACAUUAUUAAAACUGAAGCAGAAACAACUAAUCAAAAUAUUGAAACAAAUACUGGACCAACUCUUGAAGCAAAAUCUUUAGUUUCAAAUUUUGAAGCAAAAUCUGAAGCAAAUACUAAAUCAACUUAUCCAAUAAAAUCUGAAGCAACUUCAGAAAUUUAUUCUAAAAAUGCUGAAACAAUUACUGAAGCACCACUAUCUUUAGCUAAUGCUAAGAAUUUGGGUGCGAAUUUUGCUGCUACUGCUUCUGAAGCAGAUUCUGUAACUAAUAGAGAAUUUGAACAAACAACUCCUUUAGUAGGUAUUGAAGCAACUACUGUAGCAAAUAUUGUUGCAACUUCAAAACCUGUAGCAAGUAAUGGAGCAGUUUCUGUAGCAAGAAUUGAAGCGAUUUCAACUCCUUUAGCAAGUAUUGAAGCAAAUACUGUAGCAAAUAUUGUUGCAACUUCAAUACCUGUAGCAAUUAUUGAAGCAACUUCUAUGGCAAGUAAUGAAGCAACUUCAACUGUGGCAAAUAAUGGAGCAGCUUCUGUAGCAAGGAUUGAAGCAAUUUCAACUCCUGAAGCAAGUAUUAAAGCAACUCUUGUAGGUAGUAAUGAAGUAGCGUCAUUAGCAAAAGUUAACUCAACAUCAGCUUCUAAUAUUGAAGCAAAUACUGAAUCAACUUCUUUAAUCAACUCAAGAACGAAUGUUUUAUCGACUUCGGCAGUUAAUGAAGUUUCAUUAAAACCAACACCUGCUACAUUAAUUUUUGACAAAAAUACCCAAAAAAAUAUUGAAGCAAAUUCUGUAGCAUUUUCUACGCCAAACUUUUUAGCAAAUUCUAAUGGUACAACUUCUGCUGCAGAAAGUUCUGAAGCAAAUUCUACUUCAUCAGGGUUCGUGUCCAAAGCAACAGAAUCCUCCACAGCUUCAAAUGUUUCUGCUUCAAGAUUUAAAAUUAGUUCUGAAGCAACAACUAAAACACACCCAAAAACAACCCUAAAAACUCCAAGAAGGUUUACAAAAUUGCAGAAUUGUCUUCAAAAUUGGACAAGAACAACACAAAAUACUGGAACAGCUUCAAUAACAAUUAAACCUAUUGUUGAAGCAUCUUCCCCAAAUGUUUCUCUCAACAAGAUUACUGUCUCUGUUGAAGACUCUACUAAUCUUCUCUCUUCAAAAAUUAGUGUUUUCUCUCCUCAAACCAACACUAUUUCUCCAACUAAACAAAAUAUUGAAACUGCUUCAAUAACAGUUAAACCUGAAGCAUCUACUAAAGCACUAAACAAAAACAUUGUUGCUUCUCCCAACAAGACUACUGUUUCUGUUCAAGACUCUAUUAUUCCUUUCCCUUCAAAAAAUAUUAGAGUUGUCUCUCCUCAAACCAACACUAUUUCUCCCUUAAAAGUUUCUUCUUCUCUAGUUUCUACUAAUUUUGGCUUUAAUUGUUCCAACGAUAAAUCAGUCUGUCAGUGUUUGCCUGGUUUUUCUGGUUUUCCUCCACUAUUUCCGUGCAAUGCAGAAAUUUCAUUAAAUGCUUCUUCCAAUUCUUUGAGAAAUUUGGAAUGUUUUAAUAAUUCAGACAGCAAGUGUGGUAAUAGAUGUGAAAAUGGUUACUUUUUGAAUAGUAAUGGCUCUUGUGAAGAUGUGGAUGAAUGCAAAAUGGGUGUUGCUGUUUGUGGAGAAGAAGCAUUUUGUCGAAAUUUAGAGGGAGCUUAUCGUUGUGAAUGUCCUAAAAUUUUAAAAGAUGGUCAUGAAUGUGCGGCAUUAUCACCAAAAUCUAUUAAAGAAUAUAUUAAAGUUAAAUGCUUUCGAGGUGAAAAUUUGGAAAAUUCAGCAAUUCAAGUUUAUUUUACUUCUAAUGUUUGGAUACAAUUUAAAGGCCGUGUAAUUGUUAAUGGUAGUCAGGCCGAGAAUCCAAAAUGUUUUAAAGACUUUUCCAGUAACAACAACAACACCAACAAUUCCUCCAAUUUUUUAAUUCCUGCAAAUGAAUGUAAAUUAAUUGAAAAAGGAAUAAAAAUAAAUACAUUAAGUACACGUCUUUUAAUCAAACCAAUAAUUGAAUUAAAAUCUUUUAAUUAUUUGUAUAUUCCUCCAAUUUAUUUUAUUCAAAUUCAAUGCCAUUUUGUGGAAGAAGAAAAUUUGACUAAUUUUUCAGAAAAUUUUACAAAAACCCCAAAAAUAACAACAAAAAUGGGAAUAACAAAGACACCAAAAAUGACGAGCCAGAAGGUGUUUGAAGAUGUUUUUGAUAAGAAAAUGAUGAGGAAAACGACAAAGACAACUUUAAAAACAAAAACAACAAGAGAAUCAGUUGGAACAGCAACAAAAAGUAAUUUGGUAGAGGAACCUAUUUGUUUGUUGGAUGUGACUGAUAAAAAUGGUGUACAUGUUUUAAAAAUAAAAGCUGGCGAGACUUUAACGUUAACAUUGAGCCUCGUUUCUCGUUUAUGGCAACAAAAAAUUAGAAAUAUAACAAUAUUCCCAAAAAGAUGUUAUGCAAUAAAUUUGGACAAUGGAGGAAGAUAUUGUUUAACAGAUAAUGGAGGUUGUGCUUUUGAAAAAGGAUUAUUUCCUGAAUGGAAAAGGAAAAAUAAUUAUAAAUCAGAGGCCAAUUUCUCAGCUUUUCGAUGGACAGAAACUAAUAGUGUUCGUUUUGAAUGUGAUUGUAGUGUUUGUUCAGAAGAAAAAUGUCCAAAGUUUGAUUGUGAAAAAAGAAGAAAUUUGCGAUUUAAAAAAUAUUUUUAUAACAAUUGGUCUUUAAAUGAAAAUGAUGAAUCUUCUGUUGAUAAUGAAAAUUUGGCUAGUUUAACAUGGCUUUCUAGACCAUCUUCUUUGCCUGUUAUAAUGGAAGUUGAUGAUGAAAACAAAAGGAGAAGAAGAAGGAAAAGAAGAAAAGUUUAGUUUAUUUUAAAUUUUUUUGAUAAUUUACUUACAAGGGCGUAGCUGGUGGUGGAUUCGGCGACUAAAGCCCCCCCCUCCCCCCGAAAUAGGGAAAGGAAAAGAUUUGAUGAGGGGGUUGAGCAAAAAACGAAAUUUUUUCGCC